Molecule: messenger RNA, 6262 nt
Organism: Boleophthalmus pectinirostris (great blue-spotted mudskipper)
Lineage: Eukaryota; Metazoa; Chordata; Actinopteri; Gobiiformes; Gobiidae
Product: nuclear receptor coactivator 3-like
Exons: 23
Coding region: 185-4693 (1502 amino acids)
Biological process (GO): positive regulation of transcription by RNA polymerase II; cellular response to hormone stimulus
Cellular component (GO): nucleus
Molecular function (GO): nuclear receptor binding; protein dimerization activity
Source: RefSeq, a predicted model, not a curated record
CUCUGCUCUGGGAGUGUUUCCCAUUUAAACAAACACGGUCCAGCCGAAGAUGGCGGAGAGUUUGUAGAGGCGUAAAGAAACUGCUCUACCUAUGAAAGCGACAAAGCCGGAGAUGUCCAGACAUUGGGAAUGAAUGGAGCUGGACGAGGGGUUGUUCUGGCCAAGGUCUUGAUAUGUGCUUGAGAUGAGUGGAGUUUCUGACAACUCUUUGGAGCCACUGUGCUCUGACCGCAAACGAAGACAUUCCACCUGUGACCCACAGGGACUAGGCAGGUGUGACAAGCGUCGAAGGGAACAGGAGAGCAAGUACAUAGAAGAACUGGCUGAGCUCAUUUCUGCAAACCUCUCGAACAUCGACAGCUUCAACGUCAAACCUGACAAAUGUGCCAUCCUUAAGGAAACUGUCAGGCAGAUCAGACAAAUCAAAGAGCAAGGAAAAAGCUCCUGUAGUGAUGAUGAUGUCCAGAAAGCAGAUGUUUCUUCUACUGGUCAAGGGGUCAUUGACAAGGACCAUCUGGGCCCAUUACUUUUACAGGCAUUGGAUGGCUUUCUGUUUGUGGUAAAUCGUGAGGGCAGCAUUGUAUUUGUGUCAGAUAAUGUAACACAGUAUCUACAGUACAAGCAAGAGGAGCUAAUUAAUACUAGUGUUUACAAUAUAAUCCAUGAAGAUGACCGGGAAGAGUUUCACAAGAACCUCCCUAAAGCCAAUGCACCAAAUGGGGCACCAUGGGGUGGAGAGACACUUCGGCAGAGAAGUCACACUUUUAACUGCCGUAUGCUCCUGAACUGGCCUCAAGAAGAGAGACCUGGGGGCCAGCAUUAUGAAACUAUGCAGUGUUUUGCUCUCACUCAACCACGAGCUAUGAUGGAGGAAGGUGAAGAUUUUCAUUCAUGUAUGAUUUGUGUGGCGAGGCGCAUUACUGCUGUUGAGAGGACGGAGAGAUUUAGUACUCGUCAUGAACUAUCUGGCAAAUUAAUUGAGAUAGAACAGCAAGCAUCCCUUCACACAACAAUGCGGCCAGGGUGGGAGGACUUGGUGAGGCGCUGCAUGCAGAUGUUUCUGCAUCGCAGUGAGGGCCAACCUUUCUCUUACAAACGGCAUUAUCAAGAUGCUUUGCUUAAUGGCCACGCAGAGACACCCCUAUACCGCUUUUCCCUCUCUGAUGGCACCCCAGUCACAGCCAAAACCAGGAGUGACCUCUGCCGGAAUCCAAACUCCAAUGAGCCACCCACGUUUCUCUCAACACACUUACUGCAAAGAGAGCCAAGUGGUUAUCGGGGAAAUCCAGGUGGGGCCAUGAGGCCUCCAAACAUUGGUGUGAAUAAUCAGAAUCAACAAAUUGGUGCAGGCAUGAACAGGGGGUAUGGAAUGACAGAGCACAGGGGACUGCCCCCUUACACUGCAGGCAACCGAAUGAAUCUCAUGAAUCAGAUGCAUCAGAUGAACAAUAUGGGCCAAAUGAAUUCUAUGCAUCAGAUGAACACACCCAUGAACUCUAUAAACCACGGGCACCACGGCAUGCACCAACAAAUGGGUCCAUUUCACAGUGGCAAUGCAGGUUCUGGUGGUGGAGGAUAUGGAAUGGGAAUGACCAGCCCCCCUCAGGCCAGUACAGGGAUGAAUGGUCCUCCUCACAAUGUCAUGGGGUCACCCAGAGUCCGAGGAAGCCCAAAAAUGGGAGCUAGUCCUUUUUCUCCAAGUGGUAUGAACUCACCUAUGCAUCCAGCUAGUUCAGGGGCCACAUUCUCCAGUAGUUCUCUAAAUGCUCUCCAAGCCAUAAGUGAGGGUGUGGGCAACCCAAUGUCCUCCCCCCUCACAUCCCCCCCUCCACAUAAACCAGACAGUUCACCAAGUAUUAACUCAACCAACCAGGCAUCUGGUGGCCCCUGUAAGCCUGGUCCAUUUCCCCACUCUGACAUGAAGAGCCCGAAUGGUUCUCUGGCUCCAAGUGCAGAGCAGUCACAGCAGCAUACACCCACUGGUGAUGGUCCUCCAGAUAACCCAGACAGCCAAGCCCAGCCUGGAGCAGAUGCUCUCCGAAGAGUCCCUGACAACAAUAAGUGUCACAAGAAGCUUCUGCAGCUCCUCACAUCGCCCACUGAUGAACUGGUGCCUUCAGGUCAGACGCUGGGCACUGGGCCUAGCUCCACGGCCGAUAAUAAAGAUGGGACAGCCAGCGUUACCAGUCCCUCAUCCUCAACAGGAGUGUCUUCCUCUACUGGGUCUGUGUCUUCCACUGCAGGACAUUUGUCAAGUCAGUCUUUGCAGGAGAAACACAAGAUACUGCACAAGCUUCUACAGAAUGGGAACACCCCAGACGAAGUCGCAAGGAUCACAGCAGAGGCUACUGGGAAGAGCAGCUUAGAAACCGGAGGAUCUGAGAUUGGCCCACCUGCAGCCGGGACUGUUUGUGGAUCAGAGUCUAAAACAGAACAGCUCAGUCCUAAGAAGGAAAAGCCCCAUGCACUCCUGCACUACCUUCUCAAUAAGGAUGACUCAAACAGUGGGGACAGUGGGGACAUCAAGCCAAAGCUGGAAGAGCUACAAGGAAGGGUCCCGAAGGGACCAGGUGUUGCCAGUUCUGAACCCUGCUCCUUGAACAGCAAGGUGAAAUUGGAGCCUUCAGAUGAGUCGGAGACCCUUGAAACGAUUCUUGGAGUUCCUCGAACUAAUUCUGGCUUCUUCUCUGAGCCUGACUCAAGAACAGGAAAAGAUGUUGGAAACCAACAAGGAAACAUGGCUGAUGAUUUACAUGAUGGUGAGCGAGUCUCCAUGCCUAUAGGCCAGCGCACUGCCUAUCAAAGGGCUUUAUCUGUUGAUGCUAAGCCCAUAGGUGGAGAUGUUUCUGUUGGUGGAAUAGCUGGUAGAAGAAAUGUCCAAUGUCCCACUCUUUUGAAUCAAGACUCCAUGGACUCUCCACUUCGACCUGCGGGAGUGCCUAAUGGCUUUCCAGGAAAUAUGGGUCUGCGUCCACCACAAAGCAAUCCAAGAGGUAUGGGGAGAGGGAUGGGAAUGGCACUACGAUCUGGGGUGACUGGACCAGGGGACUGGAGUAUGCCGAGAUCCACUGCAAAUCCUACAAGUGGCCCGGUACACACUGGCAUGGGUCGUUCUGGCCCAAUUGGGGGCCCAAUGAUCAAUCGUUCAAACAGUGUACCUGGAACCAAAAGAUCUUCUAUGCUUCAGCAGCAGCUCAUGGAGAUGGGUCCCAAUGAAUCCAAUUUGGGCAUGAAUCUGUUUGGUAGCCACACACCACAGUCUCCAUCAUGGCCUGAUUCUUCAAUGGGAAUGGAUAGACCACAGAGCCGUACAAACAGAGACCAAUUUGGUCUUACUUUAGAUGAGCUGCUCGGACCACUGGCUGCAAGUGAUGGUCCAAAUGAUGAACGAGCUCUUAUGGAUCAGCUGGACUCCCUGCUCAACACAGCUGAUGUCAUGGCUCUGCAAGAAAUAGAUCGAGCAUUGGGGAUCCCUGAAAUAGUAGGCCAGUCUCACAGCGGUGAGGAGGCCCAGCAAGGCCAAGAUCAAAACCAGACUCAGUGCCCACCAUCAGAGCCUUUCGUCCCACCAGACUCUUCCAUAGGAAUGGACCAAAAACCAGUAUACAACCAGGGCUACCCUGGCCCCCCUGGACCAUCCUCCAUGAGCAUGCAGACCAGCUACCGGCCCAAUACAAUGCAGGGCCAGUCACCUGGAGGGUUCAACCCAAUGAACCAAAUGAACCACACAGGAGGCUUUCCAGGCAUGAGCGGGAUGGGUAAUGUGGGAAAUCCUCGGCUAAACAUGAUGAGACCACGCAUGAUUAAUGCCACCAAACCUUUGAGAUUUCACCUGCAACAAAGGCUGCAAGGACAGCAGUUUAUGAACCAGGCUAGGCAAGGCAUGAAGAUGGACAAUGCCCCUGGAGGGCUGACCGCCAUGCGCCCAGGUAUGCAGUCUGGUAUGGCACCUGGAGGCAUGAGUAAUCAGUCGGGAUUUCUGAAUGCUCAAAUGAUGGCCCAGCGCAGCAGAGAGAUGAUGACCCUGCAGAUGAAGAGGCAGAGGAUGAUGAUGUUAAUUCAACAACAACAACAGCAGCAGCAGCAGCAGCAGCAGCAGCAGCAGCAAACCCAGGGGCCAGCAGGGGGCUUUAGUCCACCACCAAAUGUCACUGCACCAGCAGGAAUGGACAACCCCAUGGGAGGCCCACCCAUAAACCAACCAGGGCAGCAGGGCUUCAACUAUGGAGGCAACUAUGGUAUGAAUCAACAAGGAGACCCAUCAUUCAUGACUCCAGGAACUGGCUCAACAGGAAACCUAAUGCCAGGGCGAAUGUCUGGCCCUGCACAAAACAACAUGAUGGCUGGAAUGCAAGGAAACCCCCAGGGUGGGCCCAUCUACCCUUCUGUAGACAUGAAGAGCUGGCAACAAGGUGGCAUGCCACGUAACAACUCAUACCAACAGCAGCAGUUUCCACAACAGAGUAAUCAGGGCCAGUUUGGACCCAUGAUGAUGAACAAUACCUCUAUGGGUGGACCUGGACCCGUUAGCAGUGCUGCUGGGGGCCAAAUGGGCCAGAUGCCGGGCCAGAUGCCGGGCCAGAUGCCAGGCCAGAUGCCAGGCCAGAUGCCAGGCCAAAUGCAAGGUCAAAUGGGCAUGAAUCCAAUGGGAAUGUCUAGAAUGCCAAUGGGACCUGAGCAGAAAUACUGUUGAGGGCCUUUGAUGAUGGAAAAUAGACCUACAGCCAGAUAUUGUGGAGCUCAACAAGUUGUCCAGGGAAUGCUUGUUGAAUGUGUAUUGAUAUUCACAGCUAUAUGUGCAGUAAUCAUUUUAAAAUUGAGAUCCGAUGCACAAUUAGAUUUCAGAUUUGGACUAUGGUACAUGCGUCUAUGGCAGCACUUUACUUAAAGGCUUCAGAUCAGAGCUCGGGAUCGAGUGUAAAAAAACAACAUUAGAAAUGAAUUAGAAACAUUUGCCAUGUUUUAGCAGCAAUGCAAAACGUACAUAGACACUGGCCCAAACAUGUAAAACAAAAAAGAAGCUAAAGAAGAGCCUUGGAACAACCUAAUAUGCUGCUGGGACAGCCUAUAGUUUCAGAAUACUUUUGAACAAACUCUAUUUUUUUAAUUUAGCAUCUUAACAUUGCCAUUGGUUUAACAGUAGGUUGAAAUUCUGAUGAUGUGUGACGACACAAUCCCGAGCUCUAUAGGAAAAAAGAUUGUUACAAUUUUUUUUUCAACACAGCCUUACUUGAGAUUCAAUGCCUUUGCAACAAUAGGUUCUUUUUACUUCCCUUUUGAUUUUGGGUAAGUCUAUGUUAAAUGUCAUUGGAUGCUAUAAGCACACUGUGUAUGGCUUUAAGCAGAAUGGAGCAAUAACUCUUGCCUCUAUGCUUUAGAUUUAACAGAGCCUUGUUUAAAGCAAACUAAUGGUACUGCAGUAUUAAAUGUUUCAUUUUUUCAGUGAAUAUACUUGUAAAUAUUCUACAGAAUAUAUCAUACAUUCUUUUUAAAUACCUUCUAUUGCACAUGUAUGAGACCUGGAUGUAUUUGUCUCUCGUAGGUCAUUCUUUUAUGGUUUUAUUUGUUACGCCUUUGCAGUUAUUGCAAGUGUGUCUGGGAUUUUUUAUUAUUGUUUGACAAUUUUCUGAAUGCUGUAUUUUUAUUAUUUUGCAUAAAGUCAUGUAUUACAUGUUUAGAAAGGCACUUUUACUCUUAAUGAGUAUCUGAUAAGUUAAAGUUUUGAUCUUUUACACCAUCAGACAGUUAAUGUAUUUUUUUCAAUGUGGUGGCAAGGGCUGCAAUGUCUUGGCAACUCCAUCUGUGUGUUUUUGUGUGUUACGUUAUGUCGUUAGUUCACCAACAGGCCUUGAACAUAUUUUUCCUAUAUUCAUCUGGUUUGUCUAUUACUAUUGAUUGUUUUUAUAUUACUGUUGACUUGGAACAGUUUCAGGACUGACUCUACCUUUCAACAUGCUCAAUCCAAAGAUCUUUCUCCACAUGUUUGUAUAGUUUCUGGGCUCUGGUGUACUUUUUAUAGACAUAUUACAUUAUGCUUAUUGAGGAUGGUUGUGCAGUUUUAUUAGUCUGGCUGGUUUGAAAUAUUCUUUGAGACACACACACAACAAAAUUCUGAGAAAAUAUUUGCAGCAAGUGAAUAUCAGUGGAAUAUAAUUAACAGAAUCUUUUUUUUUUUGGAGGAGACAUAAGCUGUUUUACUAGAUGUAUAUUACAGAUUUCCUUGUUGAUAAUGGUGUAAAUACAAAUUUCUAUUUAAAUACUA